GGUUUUGUCUAGUAUCAUGCAUACACCGGCUCUUAUGUUCUCCAUUGGUCGCAUGUGUGCUGAAUAGAAGGAAACGUCUGCACUGGGGCAGGAAAAAACAGCCCUGCAGUAUUUGGGCAUGGUCGCUAUCCGAUUGACCUGACAACAGUUUCAUGAGUGGCUGUAUUUUUAAAAUGGGCAAAAUAUCUUGAACGUUUAGACGUGGCCGAAUUGGGCGCUUGCGUGAGCUUCAAAUCAGGAGUGAUCUGAAUGAGGUUUGUCACUCCAGCGUGGUUGAGACAUGGCAGAAGAUCCGCUGAAGACCGAAGCCUCGGCUGGGGAGGGGGAGACGGAGCCCAGCAUGCUGCUGCAGAAACUAAAGAGCAACAUUUCUAAAAAUGUGCAAGGCAAAGUGGACAAAAUUUUGGAAGAUGUGCAGCGUUUCUCUGACAAUGAUAAGCUCUACCUUUAUCUACAGCUACCCUCAGGUCCAAGUGCAGGAGAGAAGAGUGGUGAUUCAAACUCGGUCAACACGGCAGAUCAGCUUCACACCUGCAACUGGAUUCGUAGCCACUUGGAAGAACAUCCUGACACCUGCCUGCCUAAACAAGAUGUUUACGAGACAUACCGGAAGCACUGUGACAACCUACAGCAUCGGCCUCUAAGUGCAGCAAACUUUGGCAAAAUCAUCCGCGACAUCUUCCCUAACAUUAAAGCACGAAGAUUGGGUGGAAGAGGACAAUCCAAAUACUGCUAUAGUGGAAUCCGUAGGAAAACCGUACUAAACAUGCCAUUACUGCCCAACCUUGACCUCAAGAAUGACCCGUCUGAACUGACAGAACUGGUGCAAACCUACAAGCAAGAAGUCACCGAAGCCGCUUGCGAGCUCAUAUGUGACUGGGCUCAGAAGAUCCUGAAGCGCUCUUUCGACACGGUGGUGGAGAUUGCACGCUUCCUCGUACAAGAGCACAUAGUUAACCCACGCUGCAGUCAAGCCGAGCUUGUCACUUCAGCUGCUCUGGCAGGAGGACCUUCUAAACCUCAUAAAGUGAUCAAAAAGCUAUCGACAGCAUCCCGUACAGGAGCAGAAGAAGAUGGUGGUGUGGAUAUUAAGCAGAAAGAGAAAGAUGGCAUGGAACAACCUCCAACUAACAAACAACAGGCCACUGAUAAACCAACCAACAAGGUGGAGUCUGCUCGUGUGGAGGCCUACAUGAAGAAACUGCCUCAGCUUCUUCCCAGAGGCCACUUACCUGAGAAAACAUCCCCACCGUGUCUCGCAUCUGCCACUUUCCCCCUUGCUUAUUCAACUAUACCGCCACAACCAGGCAGCACGGUCCCGCUCAUGAUUCUGCCAUCGAGCAUGAGUCUUUCAUACCCAGAACGUGAGAAGACAUCGGUCACGGUCACCACAUCCGCCGCUCCGACUUCGGUCGUCCAGAGAGCCCGACCGAGCGCUCCUAAGCGGGGCCCUGAUCCCUCAACGUCAGCCCCCGGGUCAGUCGGCGUUCCCGCUAAACGAAAACGAGGACGACCCCGGAAGCAAAGACCGGAAGACGUCGCGCCACAAGUCCAGCCGACCCAACCGUUGAAUCCUAAUCCUGCUUUACUCACGAGAGGAGUGAUCCAAAAGGCCUUGCCCUCCGCAACUUCUUCACAGUUACUGGAAAUCGUGAUCCAGGACCAGCAUUCGAGCUUAAUGCUUGGCCAACUUCCUGCCGUCCAGGAAGUGACAGACGCUGAACGUAGGGGUGUGGUGGUGCCAUGUCAGCCUGCCCCAGUCCUGGAAAAUCAGCAACCCAUCAUGCUACUGCCCGGGCCUAACCAACCCAGUUACGAAUUGAGCCGCGGUGUGGUCAUCCAGCGAGCACCGCUGUCUAGAGAAGGAAGGCCGCCUACUCAAGAAACUGGUUUGUACCUCCCGCCACCGACACUGUUAGAGGACAGAGGAGAAGUGGAAAUAACUUUGACUCCCGUGGAGCCACAAGUUGAUUCAUUUGGCUCCUCGUGUGGAGAAACCCUAAAACCGGAUGCUCCGUAGUAGCAGCACACCAGCCAUCCACAGAGAUAUGCAUUUUCUUUCCAGAGAUUUGGUGAAUUGCAUACUCGGUUACAAACUGAAGUUCACCGUUUUGGCCGAGAUUAAUCUGCUUUUUGUAGGGUGUCUAAUGAUGUUGAGUACAUCCGUCAUUGUUGCAGUGGCAACAAACGCCUUUAAACCGCAACUACACUCUCAAUAUUACCGUACGCUAAUAUUAUUAGCGUAAAACGUUUGUUGAUUUUAGGAGUAAAUUCGUUUUCAAAGUGUGUCGUUUCAAACAGAAAAGUAAUGAUUGUUAUCAAGUGUCAAACACUCCCUGUAUCGCCCAUCGGUUGGACAAAGUCCUACCUGUGGUGCAGAAAAUCACACUUUACCUUUAAGAGAUUACAUAUUGUAUAUUCAAGUGGCCUAAACCUUACAUAACAAAAGAUUUGAAAGUUGAAGUUUAUCGUAUUACAGUAAAAUUGUAAAAUGACAUAAAUCCGGUAGACAUGCUCAUAAAUAACUGACAUUAAUAGGAGUGCCAUCGAAAAAAGGAACUGCUUACCGUAUGUUGGUGCUGUUGUCCCCAGUGCCAAAAUUAAGCAGUCGGUCUUUUAUUGCUCUAACCGUCUUUGCAUGUUCGUGUUUGUAAACAUGAAUCGAGACAUUCGAGUGUUUUUCUAGUUGUUCAGAUGACAAAGAGUGAUAUUACGGGUUUGUAACUUCAGGGUUCUUAAAGCUUACGACCACCAGAAGUCCCUCCCUCACCCAAAGAUUGGGUAGUAAUAGUUUUUACUAUGAUUUAUGUCGUAUAUAACAGAUAUAUGAAACUUCUAAAUUACUACAAGGAGUUGUGAAGGUAUAAAAGAAAUGCAGUCUUAAAAAUAAAGGUGCUUUACACCUUCACAGCGAUGCCAUAGAAGAACCAUUUUGAAGGUUCUUCAGAUGGUAAAUUUAGCCAAAAAAUAGUUUGACUAUGGCACCGUGAAGCUUCUUUAAUUUUUUAAGAGUGCACUCUUUUUGUUAUGUGUAAAACGAAGACCUCAUAAGUCCCUUUAAAAUAUGCAAAUGAGGCCGUGAUUUUAAGAUUCUUCUCAAAAGCCCCCGUGUCGAGGUCUGACCCGUCGACUCUUGCAGCAACAAAAAUGAGCACUUAACGUAUGUAAAUAGUUUAUCAGUUAGCCUAAAAGGAUAUCAGCAUAAGAAAAGCGUACUAGAAAGAUUUUAAAAGUCUUUUAUUUUCCAAAUGUUGCAGAUGUACAGCCAUCGUCACAUCAUAAUAUUGCUACUAUGAAAUAUUAUUAUUAUUAUUAGUUAUUAGUAAAGUGUGCACUGGCACCCUAAAAGCAUGUGCAAAAUAAUUAGCAGUAAGAUAAAUUUAUGAAAUUUGAUUAUAUUCAAACUACUAAAUAUUUAUUUAUGCAAAUUUUACGGAGAUUGAGCCUCAACGACCUGUUUUGAGUUGAUUUUAAAGGAGAAUUCUCCCUUUUGUGUUUUUAGAGCUUUAAGCGUUCAUAUUAGUAGUUUGUGUUUUAAACAAUUGUAGCAAAAAAGUCGACACGCUUACUUAUGUUACCUUCUUUUUAUGUACUUGCACUGCUUUUAAAAAUGUGAGAAAACACAUUCAUUUGUGAUUUCGUACUAAAUGAUUGAAUUCAUUUGAAGCCGCUGAAAUGUCCUUUACAUUUAAAGGGUUCAACCGGCUACAAAAUGAUAAAAAACUGAAUUCUCCUUUAAAGUAUUAUUAAGCAGAUUUCAGCUCAACAAAGGCUGUUGAUGGUUAAAAGAUGUUUAACAGGCACUUAACAAAGAAAGCCACUCUGAUUAUUUACAAAGAGAUUUAAAGUCAGAUGUUAAUAUUUAUUGAAAAAAUUUAGUAAAAUAUGUGAGAUGGUAAAUGAGUAUGAGUGAUCAUUUUACUAUUGACGGUGCUUUAAAGAAGGCUAAACGGGUUUAAUGUCCGCUGGUUGAUGGUGCUGAUGGGUAGAUUACUUUGAGUUCCUGUAAAUGAGAAGCCGAACUUGUGAAAUAAAUGUGCUGUAUAGGCCACACCUACAAUCCAAUAGAUUCUAUGUUUAAUACGUGUGGCUGUUUUUACAGUACAGUAUUUUGGGAAAAAACAUUAAAUGAAUUCCCUUUCAUAAUGAA
This is a messenger RNA of Misgurnus anguillicaudatus (oriental weatherfish), 4150 nucleotides long. NCBI's taxonomy places the organism in Eukaryota, Metazoa, Chordata, Actinopteri, Cypriniformes, Cobitidae. The record is from RefSeq and is a predicted model, not a curated record.